Molecule: messenger RNA, 843 nt
Organism: Diaporthe batatas
Lineage: Eukaryota; Fungi; Ascomycota; Sordariomycetes; Diaporthales; Diaporthaceae
Exons: 1
Coding region: 94-843 (249 amino acids)
Molecular function (GO): acyltransferase activity, transferring groups other than amino-acyl groups
Source: RefSeq, a predicted model, not a curated record
GUAACGGAGUAGGCUGUCGCUGUACAGGCGAAAGUGCCGUAAGAGAUUGCCGAUGUCCUCGAACAUUUGAUUGUAUCAGGGGAAAUUGACAGCAUGGAAGCAACAACCCUCAACGGCUCGAGCAUUUCUGUGCCUGGGCCAUCCUCAGACGGCCAGAUACCUGUGCGUCAAAAUCAAGUCCCUAUAACGAUUGGCACCUCUACGGAGUAUCAGCACCGCCUAUCAGAUAUCUCUGCACGUGCUACGACUCAAGACCGAUUAAACACCCUCUUUCAGUGGGAGAAGACCGGGCCAUCCGUACCCUUUACAGUCGAUCAGCAGUACGAGGCUUGCAUGAUACGUAUCAGAAGCAAGAUCGCCGGAGGAGCAUUCAUUGUCGAGGCUGCAGGCUUCGCAGCCGUCGCGUGCUGGCAGCCGCCCGGGAGCGUCCCGCCCGACCGCACUGAAGAGCAGCUUGAGGAAUUGUCUCAAAGGACACCGAUCUACGCGAAGUUCUUGAAAGAAUAUGAGGAGACCAGGCGGGGGCUCUUCGGAGAGUCGCAGCAGUUUUGGUUUUUGACUCUGAUGGCGAGGGACCCCGAGCGGCUCGACAAAGGGGCAGUCAGGGCCGUCCUCGAACCAUUUGUCGCCGAAGCGCGGAGCAAAGGGCAGCCGCUCUGGCUGGUAGCAGGCAAUCAGAGGGCGAGGGAUGUUUACAGCUACUUUGGGUUUCGGGUUGUCAAGGUGCUCAUGAGCUAUCCGACUGAUAGAAUGAAGGCAGAAGGCGUGUUGAGUGAGAAAGAUAUGGAGGGGGUGCCAACAUGGUGCAUGGCGGCAAAUUGGCCGGUUGCCGAGGUGAAUUGA